AGUAGAAGUAGUAGACAAUGAAGUGAUUCGCACUGCGUGCAGACUGAUCUGAGACUGAUCUCCCUUUUCCAAGAUGGCGGCGUCCAUAGUUUGUGUUCCUGGACAACGAUUGUCACGAGCUGAUGAUACUCAUGUGGCAGGGGAAGGAACAUAUGUCCGUGGUGGCUUCAUCUAUUCAAGUUUAGUUGGCUGGCUCAAUGAGCUAAAGACAGAGGAACAAAAGGUAACCUUGACAGUACAGACAGAGGACAGUUGUACAGUUAUUCCAACUAUUGAUGCUGUUGUGACUGCAAGGGUGACCAAUGUCAACCCAAGGUUUUGCAAAUGUGCUAUUCUCAGUGUUGGGACCUCACCUUUACGGGAUGUGUUUAGGGGUAUGAUAAGAAAGGAAGAUGUAAGAGCCACUGAAAAAGACAGGGUGGAGAUGCAUAAAUGUUACAGACCGGGAGAUAUUAUCACAGCAAGAGUUUUGUCUCUUGGUGAUGCUCAGUCUUAUCUUUUGACAACUGCAGAGAAUGAGCUCGGUGUUGCAAUGGCCACGAGUGAAGCAGGUGUUAACAUGGUGCCUGUCAGCUGGUGCAAGAUGCAGUGUCCAAAAACCUUGAACGAAGAAUUCCGCAAAGUUGCCAAAGUCCAGCCAGAGUACAUCGAGUAUGUGCGUUCUUGAUAUGGUGUUUUUGAACAGUUCUUCAGUUACUUGCAUUGGUUUUGUAAAUAUACAUUCAUCUGAACUGACUAUAUUAAUAAAGAUGUUUCUGUACUAUUUCAAAA
This is a messenger RNA of Aplysia californica (California sea hare), 771 nucleotides long. Its product is annotated as exosome complex component CSL4. Gene Ontology annotation, cellular component: nuclear exosome (RNase complex); cytoplasm. The record is from RefSeq and is a predicted model, not a curated record. Gene Ontology annotation, molecular function: RNA binding. NCBI's taxonomy places the organism in Eukaryota, Metazoa, Mollusca, Gastropoda, Aplysiida, Aplysiidae. Bases 74 to 667 code for a protein of 197 amino acids. The transcript is spliced from 7 exons. Gene Ontology annotation, biological process: RNA processing.